AUGACUCUCGUCAAUGGACAUGACUCCGGUCCAGGCACCGAGGAAUCGCCGCAGCGCGUCAGGAACCUGCCUGGCUACACUACGCCCAUAUUCAAUGGUAAAGAUGAACAACGCGCUAAGGUGAAGGUUGACGUCGCUGCCAAGGGAUUUAUUCCUCGCCAGCUGGUCGAGAACGAGGUGGACUGGUUCUACUCUCAACUUGGUAUCGAUGAUACCUACUUUCAAAACGAAUCGUCCUUUGUGAUAUCUGAUCACAUCAUCGCGCUCUUUGGUGCUAAGAUUCUUGCAUUCACGAAGCACGACUUCAAUAAGCUCGUCAUCGACCUCGAGAAGAUCGACGAGAAUGGAGAUGGUGCGACUUUCAUUCACACUAGUUUGCCGGGCCUGACUUCUACGGAGGGCCCUGGCGCUACUUGCGAAUCGAGAAUUGACUCUUUAUACCUUGACAAAUCAACCCCGUCGGAAUGUUACCGCCUGGAAACUUACCGGUCAACUGGAUCCAUAUCAGCAACAGCAGCUAAACAGUUGCGCUGCUACUUUGUUACCAAGUGCAACUUUCCUUCCCCGCCCACGCCCACGCCCUCAACUCGGGGGGAUAGACAUACCGACAUCCGCACUGUCUCUGACACUGCUUUCCUUGAGAGAGCGAGCCCGCAUACUCUUCGGGUGUACCAGAAGAUCAUGUGGCAAGUCGAGAGCCGCUAUGGUCCUGUAAUGGAAGUAUAUGAAGUUGAAGGCACUCGUGAGAGGCGUCUUGUCAUUGGAUACAAGAUGGGCAGCACUUCCCGGUUCUUCAGCGCUCUCUCGCACCUCUAUCACUUUUACCAGCUGUACUCGGCCCGCAAGUAUGUAGAGCAGUUCUCCAAUGGGAUCACGAUCAUCUCUCUAUACCUGAAUCCGAUGCCUGAUUCAACCGGCGCGCCCAUCGAGCACUCCAUAUUCCAGGUGAUGAAAGAAGCAUCUCUUCUGUACUGCCUCCCCGAUAACCCCUUUUUUCGUGAUUCCGUCAACUCUGGACAUGCUGUGCAAGAGGCGACCUAUGCCUAUUGCGGUUGGGUUUUUGCUCAACACUUCUGCAAUCGCCUGGGUCCUGCAUACCACCACCUCAGGAAUAUCUUGGACGAAUCAAACCCCUCGCACGCUGAAGUUCUCAAUGAUAUCAAGAGGCGCUUCAGAGAGGAAACUUUUACGCGCGAUAAUAUCGCUCAAGUUAUCCACGCACAUUCGGAAAUUAUCCGCCUCCUGUACGUCAACUUCGCUAUGGUACACUAUCCCACUGCGGACCAAGCAUCACAGCUGCGUCCUACUCUCUCCUACCAGCGUCUUCACACGACGCAGCCCCUGUCCGACUCUGAGUUGCACGAUAAAAUCAGGCGUGCAGUCUCAAACAAGCAAGAUCUACAAGUUCUCGAGAGCUUCCUUAUUUUCAACAAGCACGUCCUGAAGACGAAUUUCUAUCAACCAACCAAGGUCGCACUAUCGUUCCGUCUCGCCCCCAAUUUUUUGCCCCAGGGUGAAUAUCCAACACCGCUUUUUGGAAUGUUUCUUGUCAUCGGAAAUGAAUUUCGUGGCUUUCACAUUCGCCUCAGAGAUGUUGCCCGUGGCGGCAUUCGUAUAGUCAUGUCGAGAAACGAGGAAAACUACACGAUCAACAAGAGGAUGCUGUUCGAUGAGAACUACGGAUUAGCUGCCACCCAAUCUUUGAAGAACAAGGACAUUCCGGAAGGAGGGGCCAAGGGUACUAUUUUGCCUUCUCUUGGAGCGCCGCCCAGACGCUGCUUCGAGAAGUAUAUUGAUGCUAUCAUCGAUCUCCUUAUCCCCAAUCAUAGCUCGGGAAUUAAGGAACGCCAUGUCGACUUGUAUGGCAAAGAAGAGUUGUUGUUUUUUGGGCCUGAUGAGGGUACAGCAGACAUGAUGGAUUGGGCGGCAUUGCACGCUCGUGAUCGUGGUGCCGAGACAUGGUGGAAGACAUUCACCACUGGCAAGAGUGCUGAGCUUUUGGGCGGUGUUCCCCAUGAUACUUAUGGGAUGACAUCGUUGUCUAUUCGCCAAUAUGUUCUCGGCAUUUAUAAGCAGUUUGCACUAAGGGAGACGGACAUCACAAAAGUGCAGACUGGUGGCCCUGAUGGAGAUCUUGGUUCAAAUGAGAUACUCUUGAGUUCUGACAAGACCGUUGCUAUUAUUGAUGGCAGCGGCGUUCUUGCCGACCCUGUAGGUAUUAACCGCAAGGAGCUCAUCCGCCUCGCAAAACUACGACUACCCGUGUCUUACUUCGAUAAGACCAAAUUGAGCAAGGACGGGUACCUCGUCAAGGUCGAGGAACAAGAUGUCAAGCUACCAUCUGGAGAAGUCGUUCUCGAUGGCAACGAUUUCAGGAACGGCGCUCACUUCCGUUUCAAGGCAGACCUUUUUGUGCCUUGCGGUGGACGUCCUGAAGCCGUAAACAUCUCUAAUGUUGCUGCUUUGACGGAUACAGAAGGCAAACCCCACUUCAAGUACAUCGUUGAGGGUGCAAAUCUGUUCUUCACUCAGCAGGCAAGGUCUCACCUGGAGAAACGCAGGGUCGUUAUGUUUAAGGACUCCAGUGCGAACAAGGGCGGUGUGACCAGCUCCUCGCUUGAAGUGCUCGCAGGUCUCGCCCUCACGACCCAGGAAUACCUCGACCUUAUGGUCUUCAAGGGCGGCAAGCCGUCAGACUUCUACCGAAACUACGUUAAAGACAUUCAGACCAAGAUUGCUGAGAAUGCCGCCGCAGAGUUCCACUGCAUUUGGCAAGAGCACGCCCGCCUCCAAGGUGGUAAGCCUCGGACGCAGAUUUCGGACGAACUCUCCAUCAUGCUCAACGAAUUGCACACUAAGCUCGAACAUUCCGACUUGUUUGAGGAUGUUCCGAGCCGCAAAGGUGUAAUGAGACGCGCUAUACCCACCACCCUAGUGGAGCAGGUCGGUCUCGAUACCCUGCUGGAGAGGCUUCCCGAGCCAUACCAGCGCGCUCUGUUCUCGAGCUGGGUUUCUUCACAUUUUAUCUAUAAAUACGGCGUUAACAGUUCCACUAUAGAUUUCUUUCACUUCGCUCGGGAUCUCUCACGGGAAUGA
This is a messenger RNA of Suillus subaureus, 3096 nucleotides long. RefSeq names its product NAD-specific glutamate dehydrogenase. NCBI's taxonomy places the organism in Eukaryota, Fungi, Basidiomycota, Agaricomycetes, Boletales, Suillaceae. Gene Ontology annotation, cellular component: mitochondrion. The record is from RefSeq and is a predicted model, not a curated record. Gene Ontology annotation, molecular function: L-glutamate dehydrogenase (NAD+) activity. The coding region runs from base 1 to 3096 and encodes 1031 amino acids. The transcript is spliced from 18 exons.